Messenger RNA from Callorhinus ursinus (northern fur seal), 2860 nucleotides. NCBI's taxonomy places the organism in Eukaryota, Metazoa, Chordata, Mammalia, Carnivora, Otariidae. The record is from RefSeq and is a predicted model, not a curated record.
CACAUAACCCCCCCCCCCCUUCGCUGUUGCGCGCCCCGCCUCUCCUCGAACAGACGUUGGUGGGAGCCGGACCGGAGAGGGGAAAGCAGGGGGUGAAGAGUUCUCCAACCUGCCCAUUCUCGGCCCUCACUGUCGGCCUGUCUCUCCAGAUACCAGAUAGGACUUAAUCCUUCCUCCUAACCCAACACACAGAAACACACAGGGACCCUCUCUCAAACCCUUUGACUCCACACCACUCGCUCCGCCCCACAAUCAAGCUUGGGGCAGAAUCUCCCCUCCCUCUUCCAGACCUGUUGGAAGGCCGGAAUGUAUCCAGCCCCCCGUCCGUCCUCACCUCCAAGCCCAGAGACGGUUCUCCAGGGGUGGGGAGGAUCCUGCCGAGGCUCUGAACAAUGAGGUCCUACAGCAAGCAGAGGGCAGCCAUUGAACGGGAAUAUGGACAGGCACUCCAGAAACUGGCUGGGCCAUUCCUGAAGAGGGAAGGUCACCGGAGUGGGGAGAUGGACAGCAGACCUUCUCUGGGGAGAGGCAGGAUGGUGUUUGGUGCCUGGCGCUGCCUGCUGGAUGCCACCGUGGCUGGGGGCCAAGCCCGGCUUCAGGCAUCCGACCGAUACCGUGACCUGGCAGGGGGCACAGGGCGGAGUGCCAAGGAGCAGGUGCUCAGGAAGGGAGCAGAGAACCUCCAGAGGGCGCAAGCUGAGGUGCUGCAGUCUAUCCGGGAGCUGAGCCGAAGUCGGAAGCUGUAUGGCCAGCGAGAACGUGUGUGGGCCUUGGCACAGGAGAAGGCGGCUGAUGUCCAGGCUAGACUGAACCGAAGUGACCACGGGCUCUUUCACACUCGGACCAGUCUCCAGAAACUCAGCACCAAGCUGUCUGCCCAGUCAGCCCAGUACUCCCAGCAGCUGAGAGCAGCCCGCAAUGAGUACCUGCUCAACUUGGUGGCCACCAAUGCCCACCUUGACCACUACUACCAGGAGGAAUUGCCAGCCCUGCUCAAGGCCCUGGUCAGUGAGCUGUUGGAACACUUGAGGGACCCCCUGACCUUGCUAAGCCGCACUGAGCUGGAAGCUGCAGAGAUGGCCCUGGAGCAUGCCCGCCGUGGAGGGCAGGCAACCUCCCAGGUAAGCUGGGAGCAGGAUCUGAAGCUCUUUCUUCAGGAGCCUGGAGUAUUUUCUCCCACACCACCUCAGGAGUUUCAGCCUGCAGGGGCUGAUCAGGUGUGUGCCCUGGAGCUGGAGGAGGGCGCAGGAGGCGUGGCAGGGGACCGUGGCCUGGAGAAAGAGGUUCAGCGCUGGACGAGCCGAGCUGCCCGAGACUACAAGAUCCAGAACCAUGGGCAUCGGGUGCUGCAGCGGCUGGAGCAGAGGCGACAGCAGGCUCCAGAGCGGGAGGCUCCAGGUAUAGAUCAGCGGCUACAGGAAGUGAGGGAGAGCAUCCGGCGGGCACAGGUGAGCCAGGUGAAGGGGGCUGCCCGGCUGGCCCUGCUACAAGGAGCUGGCCUCGAUGUGCAGCGCUGGCUGAAGCCCGCCAUGACCCAGGCCCAGGAUGAGGUGGAGCAGGAGCGACGGCUCAGUGAGGCCCGGCUGUCCCAGAGGGACCUCUCUCCCACGGCUGAGGAUGCUGAGCUCUCUGACUUUGAGGAAUGUGAGGAGACAGGGGAGCUCUUUGAGGAGCCUGCCCCAGCAGCCUUGGCCACUAGGCCCCUCCCCUGCCCUGCACAUGUGGUGUUCAGCUAUCAGGCAGGGCAUGAGGAUGAGCUGACUAUCACAGAGGGCGAGUGGCUGGAGGUCAUAGAAGAGGGAGAUGCUGAUGAAUGGGUCAAGGCUCGAAACCAGCACGGCGAGGCAGGCUUUGUCCCUGAACGGUAUCUCAACUUCCCGGACCUCUCCUUCCCUGAGAGUGGCCACGACAGCGACAAUCCCUCAGGGGCAGAGCCCACAGCCUUCCUGGCCCGUGCCCUAUACAGCUACACAGGACAGAGUGCAGAGGAGCUGAGCUUCCCCGAGGGGGCGCUUAUCCGCCUACUGCCCCGGGCCCAGGAUGGAGUGGAUGAUGGCUUCUGGAGGGGAGAAUUCGGGGGCCGUGUGGGGGUUUUCCCCUCCCUGCUAGUGGAGGAGCUGCUUGGCCCCCCAGGACCCCCUGAACUCUCAGACCCUGAACAGAUGCUGCCAUCCCCUUCUCCUCCUAGUUUCUCACCUCCUGUGCCCACCUCUGCCUUGGAUGGAGCCCCUGCACCUGUGCUGCCUGUGGACCAAGACCUGGACUGCCCUGGACCCCUGGACAUGAUGGUACCUCGACUCAGGCCGAUGCGUCCACCGCCUCCCCCACCAGCUAAAGCCCCGGAUCCUGGCCACCCGGAUUCUCUCACCUGAAGCCAGGAGGAUUGCUGUCCCCCCAGUGAUGCUGCUGUCCCUAUUCCUAUGAUGUCAGAGACCACCCCCUCAAUGAUCUGGAGUGACACAGCCAAAAGCUGCAGUCUCCCCCAUUUCCACUCUCACCUCCAGGGGUAGAAACUUUCCUUCUCCCCAUUUCUGGGGCUGGAACUCACUGCUUUUCCCCCAUCAUACUUCUGCUAUCUCUAGGGCUGGAACUACCCCUCUUUCUUCUGCCACUAUCCCCUCUGUAGGGUGGUGAAAUAUUCUGAAAUCUCUGGGGCUGGAACCCAUCUUCCAAAGUCUUGAGUGGCUCCAGCCCAUCUGUGUCUCCACCCUAGCUCUGUGACCCACCCUACUGGGUCUGUGACCCAUGGCCACUGGGGUUGGGGGCUGGGACAAGGGCAGGCCUGUCAAAAGGAGCUGGAGCCAGUAUGCAAAACAGCUGUAAUGGUCUGAGCGGAUUUAUUGACAGUGAAUAAAGGGCA